AUGCCUGGAUGUUGCUCGUCAAAUACCGCUUCCUCCGUCUCGAAAUCUGUCUCCUAUCUCAGAGCGCUCAUCCGCCCCUUCUACUCCGUCUCCGACUUUGUCCCCGAAGCAGCCAUCUACUCCUCCUCCUCCCCCGGCCUCGAAUUUCCCUAUCCCCAUCGCAUCAAUUCAAUCGAUCCCAAUAAUACGAAUGCUGCAUAUUGGAGCGAAGAAGACUACUCAGAAGAUGAGCCUGAGGAAGGUGACGACGAGGAUAUUAGGGAUGAACCCAAGAGUGAUGAUGACGGCCAUGAGCCCAUUACCGAUGCCCCGCAAGAUAAGCCCGUUACGGAUACCCCGGAAGAUGAGCCUAGAACGGACAGCCCAGAAGAGCCCAGAGAGGCUCAGGCCGACCAAGAUGAAGCAUUCCAGCGCUGGCCCUCUGACGCUCGCAACGACCCACCCGAGAUGCAACGAACUCGGUUCAGGUGA
Molecule: messenger RNA, 471 nt
Organism: Colletotrichum siamense
Lineage: Eukaryota; Fungi; Ascomycota; Sordariomycetes; Glomerellales; Glomerellaceae
Exons: 2
Coding region: 1-471 (156 amino acids)
Source: RefSeq, a predicted model, not a curated record